GGAUAAAGCCCCAACAUACAAAAACACGAAGGGUACAACUCAUAAGCAGAGAUGUACAGCUCUUAAUUCGCUUCCCUAGUGUAUACAUACACACAUUCUCAUUCACCUCUCUCUCUCUCUCUCUCUCUCUCUCUGGAGUCUGUGUCGGUGUCAGAAGCAACCCCACCGUCAGAGCAACCACAUCGUUCCUUAAGAUCCACACAUUCACGCGCUCGUGUGAAUAAGCUGUUGAUGGUUGUUUCUGUUGUUCUAUGAUUGCUGGUGAAGACGAAGAAGAGGAGCGUUAUAUGAGGGAUAGUUUUCUCUUUGUUUUUAACUGUGAUUCGAGGCGUACGAGGUCGGACUGCUCCUUUUCCAUACGAAGUCGAGGUGGAUGGGGCAAAUGCGGUUGAGUUUUGUGUAAUUUCGUGGGGGAAUUGUAGUUGGGUUACUUCUUUCAAUUUUUGCAUUUGCUGAAGAUUAUUUUUCUUGGGUUUUAGACAAUGCAGUCGGAUCACCGAAAGAAGAGUUCAACAGAAUUAGACUUCUUUUCUGAGUAUAGUGAGGCAAGCAGGUAUAAAAUCCAGGAGGUCGUAGGAAAAGGAAGUUAUGGAGUUGUUUGUUCAGCAAUUGACACUCGUACCGGUGAAAAGGUGGCAAUAAAGAAAAUUCAUGACAUCUUCGAGCACAUAUCUGAUGCUGCUAGGAUUCUCCGAGAGGUAAAGCUUCUCAGGCUUUUGCGGCACCCAGAUGUUGUCGAGAUCAAGCAUAUUAUGCUUCCCCCUUCAAGGAGAGAAUUCAAAGAUAUUUACGUGGUUUUUGAGCUAAUGGAGUCAGAUCUACAUCAGGUUAUCAAAGCUAAUGAUGACUUGACACGGGAACAUUACCAGUUUUUUCUUUACCAAUUGCUUCGUGCCCUUAAAUAUAUUCACACAGCUAAUGUUUAUCACCGCGAUUUGAAACCAAAGAACAUCCUGGCAAAUGCAAAUUGUAAACUCAAAAUAUGUGAUUUUGGAUUGGCCAGAGUUGCAUUCAAUGACACACCGAUGACUGUAUUUUGGACGGAUUAUGUUGCUACUAGAUGGUACAGGGCUCCAGAAUUGUGUGGCUCAUUUUUCUCGAAGUAUACACCAGCUAUUGAUAUAUGGAGUAUUGGCUGCAUUUUUGCUGAAGUGUUGACGGGAAGGCCACUUUUUGCUGGAAAGAAUGUUGUUCAUCAGCUGGACAUGAUAACCGAUGUACUCGGAACUCCAUCAAUGGAUACGAUUUCUCGGGUGCGUAAUGAUAAGGCUAGGAGAUAUCUCACAAGCAUGAGAAAGAAGCCGCCCGUUCCUUUUUCUCAGAAAUUUCCAAACGCUGAUCCAUUAGCCCUUCGGCUCUUGGAGAAGCUGCUUGCUUUUGAUCCAAGGGACCGGCCUACUGCUGAAGAGGCACUAGCUGAUCCAUACUUCAAGGGAUUGGCCAAAGUCGACAGAGAACCAUCCUGUCAGCCAAUUUCGAAGAUGGAAUUCGAAUUCGAGAGGCGGAGAGUCACAAAAGAGGACAUUCGGGAGUUAAUAUUCCGCGAGAUACUAGAAUACCAUCCUCAGCUGCUGAAGGAUUACAUCAACGGAAUCGAGAGAACUAGUUAUGUCUAUCCAAGUGCUGUCGAUCAGUUCAAGAAACAGUUUGCUCAUUUGGAAGAAAAUAGUGGCAAAAGCUCGCCAGUGAUUCCUCUUGAAAGAAAGCAUGUAUCCCUUCCUAGGUCUACCGUUGUACAUUCUGGUCAAGCAGCCGUUAAUCCCAAAGAUCGACAGAAUGGUGAAGAAUCAUGUAGCCGGAACUCAAGAGAUUUCGAUGGGCUUCAUAGUAGUUUUCCAAGAACCUUGCAGCCACCGCAGAGAAUCCUACAAGCCAAACCAGGUAAAGCAGUCGGCCCAGUUUUUCCAUACGAGAGUUCAAACGCCACGAAAGAUGCUUACGAUGCAAGAACUCUAACACGAAUGGGCGUCGCUCCUCCCCCUAUCCCACCGACACAUUGUUACUAUAGAAGCAGCAAAGACAAGCCGGAGAGGCCAGCAGCUGAGACUCAGAAAAACUUGUCACCUCAGAUGACGAAGCAAAUACCCAACUGCGUACUAGCUUCCAAUGUAGCAGUAAACAUGGAGAGCAAUCCUUUCUACAUGACUCGGGCUGCAGUGAUGAAGCUUGAUCAUGUUCACGACAGAGUCGUGGUUGACACAAAUCUUCUGAAGACCAAAGCCCCGUAUGGUGAGCUUGGAGCAGCGGCAGCAACAAACGCCAAUGCAGCUGCACACAGAAAUGUAGGUAGUGUUCAGUAUGGUAUGGCGAGGAUGUAUUAACACGUGUUUAACGUUAAGAGAGUGAAUCGUUCAAGCUGUUGCACCUUAUCGCUGUUCGGGGGCGUCCGUCAUGUACAGUAGGGGGCGGCGUUUAGGGCAGUUGAAGCAACACUAGGGCUUCUAUGCAUGAAGGAUGAAGCUUUGAUGUGACUCUCUCCCUUCUCGAAAGAGAGCUGAAUAAUACGAUUGUAGCAGGUUAUAAAGCUUCACCUUAUUUUGUUGGUGAAUCUUUUAGCCAAUGUUAUUUUGCAGCUGAUUUUGAAAAGCGUUCUGAGCGGCGUAACGAUAAAAAAAUCGAUAGUUAAAAGUAAGAAUUCGAUCGUUAAAAUGGCUUUUAAAUUAAUGAUCGAUUUGAGGUGUCU
Salvia miltiorrhiza (redroot sage) is the source of this 2683-nucleotide messenger RNA. RefSeq names its product mitogen-activated protein kinase 20-like. The transcript has 10 exons. Lineage: Eukaryota; Viridiplantae; Streptophyta; Magnoliopsida; Lamiales; Lamiaceae. Gene Ontology annotation, cellular component: nucleus; cytoplasm. Bases 483 to 2321 code for a protein of 612 amino acids. Gene Ontology annotation, molecular function: MAP kinase activity; ATP binding. The record is from RefSeq and is a predicted model, not a curated record. Gene Ontology annotation, biological process: protein phosphorylation; intracellular signal transduction.